GAGUGAGCGAUCUGUGUUUCAAAUGUGGGAGAAAGAAAUGCCUGAUGAGGAAGCUGAGGAUGAUAUCCCUAUGCAGCUUGUCAUUCAGCAAAGCCUGCAUGACAUACUCGGGAGCAAGACAGUGACAACCCCAAAGAGUGACAGCUUUUGUUUCGCAACAAGUCCAGAUUACAGAAAGAUCAUCGCUGCCAUUCGGACAGGUGAAGAAGAGUCUUUACUUAAGUUGAUGAGGAAUGGAUCUGCUCUUCAGGAAGUAGACUCCCAAGGUUGGCUUCCUCUUCAUGAAGCAGCAGUCCAACCAAACAAGACUAUUCUAGAAAUUACUUUGAAAGCUUCACAUCCUACUGUCUGGCAACAGACCAGCCUGAAAGGAGAAACUCCUCUGUUUCUGGCUGUGGACAAAUGUCUUGUGAAAAAUGUCAAUGUUCUGCUAAUCAAUGGGUUUGAUCCAGAUACUAGGAAUGAAGAAGGAGAUUCUGCUUUAAUUAUUGCUAUUGAACGUGAAUCAUAUGAAAUUGCUUCCUUAUUGAUACAAUUUGGUGCCAAUACCAAUCUACAGUGUAUCAACAAAAGGACAGCUUUACAUGAGGCAGCCAGAUUAGGCUUGAAAGACAUGGUGGAAUUACUACUUUGGUCCAAAGCAGAUGCAGAUCCACGAAGUUCUUAUGGGCUCACCCCUCUAGCACUGGCAGCACAGAACGGGCAUACAGAAAUUCUCGAACUCCUACUGUGUAAAGGUGCCGAUGUCCUUUCCCAAGCAUCAGAUUCUGCAUCUAUAUUAUUUGAGGCUGCUGGAGGAGGAAACCCAGAUUCCAUCUCUCUCCUACUAGAAUAUGGAGCUGAUGCCAAUGUACCAAAGCAGUCUGGUCAUCUUCCGAUCCAUAGAGCUGCUUAUAGAGGCCAUUUCUUGGCAUUACAGAUUUUGAUUCCAGUCACAGAUUUCAGUGCCAUAAAGGAGAGUGGAAUCAGCCCACUUCACUCGGCGGCAGCAGAAAGACAUUCUCAGUGUCUUGAAUUUCUACUCAGAUCUGGAUUUGAGGCUAAUUUUAUGUUGGAUCGAAGAAUUCAGAAAAACUAUGAUGAUGAGAGGAAGUCAGCACUGUAUUUUGCUGUAUCUAAUGGGGAUAUUGAGUCCGCACAUUUGCUCCUGGAUGCUGGAGCCUUACCAAAUCAAGACCCUGUUAAUUGCCUCCAAGUGGCCUUGAGAAUGGGUAACUAUGAACUCAUCAGUCUCCUGCUUCGCCAUGGAGCCAACGUGAAUUACUUUUGUAGAAUCAAUACAACUCAUUUUCCAUCGGCUCUACAGUACACACUGAAAGAUGAAGUCCUGUUAAGGAUGUUGUUGAAUUAUGGAUACAAUGUUUCCCGCUGUUUUGAUUGUCCUCAUGGAGACAGCAAGCAUUCCAAGUACUUAUUUGAAGGGUGGACCUCAACUGUUAUCAAAGACACAAUGUUCUGUGAAGUGAUUACACUAUCAUGGCUAAGGCACCUGUCUGGGAAGGUAGUGCGAGUGAUGCUAGAUUAUGUAGAUCAUAUUAGAAUAUGCUCUAAACUUCAAGAUACUCUUCAAGAACAAAAACUGUGGCCAGAAAUCCAUGCAAUUUUGACAAACACACGUCCUCUGCAACAUCUUUGCCGUCUGAGAAUCCGAAAAUGCUUAGGACGUUUACGUUUGCGCUGCCCUGUCUUCCUGACAUUUCUGCCGUUACCAAACCGUUUGAAAGAAUAUAUCCUCUAUAAGGAGUAUGAUCUCUAUGGACAAGGACAUCUGAAAGGAAUCAACUAAGUCAAAUGCAUAAAAGUGCAUUUGGAAGAUAUCCUAUAUAUAAAUGAACAGAAUAAAGAUAUCAAAGCAUGUUUAAAAUAGAAUUCUAGUUAGUACUAAUACGUUUGCUUGCUUUAUACUAGAGUACAUAAAAAGUACUUCGAUGAACAGUUAAUGCAUUGAAACCUUAUCAAGCCUCAGGACAGUUUUGCAGAUCUGAUUUAUGUCUUCGUUUGCAUAGAUAGGUGGAACUAACUCUGUGUUAACUUGAAAUAUCUAACACUGCACAAAUGUAACUUUAUGUAAUUCAUGUAACAACACUCAAAUGAGAAUUGGGAGCUGAUGUCCCCAAACCCUGCGAUGCCGUCUUCUGAUUCACCAAUUCCUCAAUUGGUGUGGCUAAAAGGGGUUCCGUAUAUUUUCUAUCAGUGGAGGGGAUUUUCCUUGCAAUCCUCCAUAUGCUCACAAAAUCCAUUGCAAUUAUUUUUCCAUCUGAGCUGUAAAUGUUGAAAACAUUUUUUUUUAAAUUGGCAACAGCACACAAUAGUGUGCUCUUUGCUCACAGGUGCCCACACUGUACUGAAAUAGCAUGCUGCUUUAACACAAAACACAUUUUCAAGAAGUACAAGCAGGGCAUUACUUUAGUGCCUAGUCUUAUUUCUUUACAAAUACUGUUGAAUGUUCUCUUUAGAAGAAAAACAAUUUGCAUGUGUAAGGAGUGUUAAUUGGCACACACAAAAAGGUCAUGCAUACACUCAUGGAAGGCCUCUUGGUUUGGUACUUGUAGCAAAGACUUCUUGUGUAUCUCUUAAAAAUAUAUAUUUAACUUUUAAAAUUUGGCUUUCCAAGUGAAGUUUAGUCUUAGAUUUUGUUGUGUGUUAUUCAGAGAUCUCGUAAUAGCCUAGGUUUCUGCUGCCCACAUCUUUAAGAUGCAAUUUAAAAUCCUAUAAUGUGCCCUUUUUAUUGCAACAAGUAUAUUUAUUGCAACUUCAAAAACAAAAUUGCAAUCUUUGUUUUAUAACCCCAAAAUGUUUUCUUUGAAAAGCAGUAUUGUAAAUCAAGUAUUUCCAAAAUAAUUGAGGUCUUGCCAUGUACCUUUAUGUUACAGGUAUAAUGAAAAUUGUAUAUCCUUGUCUGACUCUUGUGUAUUGCCUACCCCUAUCUCCUUUGUUUAUAUUUUGACAUAGAAAACAAAGUAUUUUGAAAUAUUUAAUUAUGUCACCAGUAUUGCUUCACCUUUUGUCUAAGCAACUGCAACUUCUAAACGCACAAUAUUUACAGACUUAAUUUUCAUAUAACAUGAAUUCUUCUAUAUUCUAGUCAAAUAAAGAUAAAGACAC
This is a messenger RNA of Protobothrops mucrosquamatus (brown spotted pit viper), 3105 nucleotides long. RefSeq names its product ankyrin repeat and SOCS box containing 14 (gene ASB14). The coding region runs from base 23 to 1786 and encodes 587 amino acids. The record is from RefSeq and is a predicted model, not a curated record. The transcript has 10 exons. Lineage: Eukaryota; Metazoa; Chordata; Lepidosauria; Squamata; Viperidae. Gene Ontology annotation, biological process: intracellular signal transduction. Gene Ontology annotation, molecular function: protein binding. Gene Ontology annotation, cellular component: cytoplasm.